Molecule: messenger RNA, 1596 nt
Organism: Fusarium oxysporum Fo47
Lineage: Eukaryota; Fungi; Ascomycota; Sordariomycetes; Hypocreales; Nectriaceae
Product: Zn(II)2Cys6 transcription factor domain-containing protein
Exons: 4
Coding region: 1-1596 (531 amino acids)
Biological process (GO): regulation of DNA-templated transcription
Molecular function (GO): zinc ion binding; DNA-binding transcription factor activity, RNA polymerase II-specific
Source: RefSeq, a predicted model, not a curated record
AUGGUUGGUGUGCCUGGUAGAUCCAAGGCAUGCGUCACAUGUCGAAGGCGGAAGAAGGGUUGCGAUAAGAAAGUACCCUUUUGCGGUCAAUGUCUUGCCAUGGGCAUCCCAUGCGAAGGAUAUGAGCGUCAGCAAAUAUGGCUCAACAGCGAAGGAUCCACGCAAAAGUCAUACUCCAAAUCUCCAUCACGAAGCCCAUCUUCAUCACCUGCAAACUCACCUUCUGGCGUGGUGGUUAUACUUCACGACUCGCUUGCAAGAACAGCCAGGUCCCAGAAGUUUACUGGCCUGUUUUGGUCAGACUAUCUCUCUGGUGGAAGUGGAUUCUCGCUCAAAGCCUCUGGUAUAACCAGCACUAAAUGGAUGGCACUCUACGAGACCCUGAGUGAAGCUGAAGCUAGUCUUCAGUACGUUGCUAUGGCUUUGAGUACAGCGACGCUUGGCGCCAACAAUAAUGAUACCCAGCUCAUGAACAAGAGUCAACAGGCAUACGGCCUGGCAAUGCAACAGAUGGCCCUAUCAUUUGUGUCUCCAUCACGGAACAAGGAUGGUAUUCUCGCAGCUAUUCAGCUUAUGCGAGUGUAUGAGCAAUUGUUCGGCACUGGCAUUUCUGCAGCUCAAAAGAACUCGCCUGUGUCACAGAUCAAGGGUUUCAGAAAACAUAUCGAUGGGGAGACUGCUUUGAUAUUGAGUUGCGGGCCCGAGGAUUCCUGGUCCUCCAUGGGACGACAGCUGCUGGCUGAUGGACGUCUAACUUUAAUCAACGCGUACAUAUCACGGCGGAAAAGGUCACCGUACAACAAGGGCUGGAAGCAAUCACAACUCUGGCGCUUAGUCACAAACUCACCUCUCAACCAACUCAUCAACAUCUUAGUAGAAGUCCCAGCGCUUCUUGAAGAUCUGGAUAUUCUUCGCGAUGCUCCAAGCCAAGAGCUGUACAACUCAAUAUUGUUAAGAUGUCGUUCUUGUGAAGUAGAGAUACUGCCUUUAGGUUUGGAGUUUGGUGAAGCGAUCACGACGUAUGACUAUACAUAUACCAGAGAAUCCUUACCGCUUCCUACAAACGACGAUGAUCUUGCGAUCGUAUACUUGAGCUGCUGUUACUGGAUGACUUGCCUUUUUAUAUACUCCACAAUGGGCUUUUGCGAAGUCGAAUCAAUGGAUCCCUACACGAGAGGGCCGAUCCUGAGUUGCCAGAGCCAACGAAUUGCAAUGUCUUAUGCUUACAAAAUCGCGCACGCCAUACACCUGCUAUUUGAACCGCCAGCAGGGACAUAUAGCUCAGUAGCCGCAUUCUUUCUUCUUGGGACUGCUCUACGAUAUCUGAUCAUGAUAGAGACUCAUGGCGGCCAUAAUAUCACGAGCAAGGAGAGGUUGCUUUUAGUGAAGGUAUUUACUCGACCAUUUCUGGGGAGCUUUGUUGGGAGGUUUUUGCAAAAUUUGCAGGUGGAUGACGGUAUUGAUUAUGGGUAUCCUGCGGACAUCCUCUUAGGGAUAAGAGGUAUUGAGUAUAGAGCCAGAGUCUGGUGGUGCGGAAUGAUGCAGGCUGGAUUGCCGGAGUUCACACUAGAAGAUCCUUGCUAUCCGUCAAAAUGA